Molecule: messenger RNA, 2257 nt
Organism: Helianthus annuus (common sunflower)
Lineage: Eukaryota; Viridiplantae; Streptophyta; Magnoliopsida; Asterales; Asteraceae
Exons: 5
Coding region: 1179-2165 (328 amino acids)
Source: RefSeq, a predicted model, not a curated record
GUUUUCAAAACAUGUAAUGUGUUGGAAAUGACAUGAAGCAUAGGCGAAUGUUGAUGGUAAACCCUAAAGACUCUGCUGCACCGGAAUCCGAUGACCUGUGCUCCGACGAAGACCAAUUGGCACUUGCUUGCAAUGUAAAACUCGAAUUUCAGUUUGAAGAUAUUGAUGCAAGUUGGCCUGUGGUCAAAAGUCGUGGUGGUUGGAAAUUGAGAAGGAAAAGAUGUAGAUGUCGAUCUUGGAUACAAGAAAGAUGGAGGGAUCUCACAAUUGGUAUUGACCAAUUACAGGAAGAAUUAAAAAAUAAAAUGGAGAAGAUGAAGCCAGGCUUGCUGCUGAAGAAGCUGACAGUUUUUGUGACCACUAUUCUGAGGCAGAGUCGAAGUUCAAAAACAUAACCGGAAAAUGGGGCCAAAUAUCAGGUGUUCAGAAACUAAGGUGCAGUUUGUUUUUUAAGAGGUAAAAUGUCUGCAGUUGCGAACCACAUCUGCAGACAUCUGUAGAAAAAGAGGUGGACCAAACCUCUGCAGUCUGCAAGAAAAAGACUUCGUUUUUUUUAACGUAAGUAGACUUCUAAAAUAAACCGGUGGUGGUGUACGGACGGUGGUGGGUGGUGGUGGUGUUUAACCAUCUGCAGACCUUAGAAGAUCUUAAAAGUGGUUGGGCCAAGUCUGCACCAAGAAGAGCUCGCGCGGACAUUUUUUUAAUGAAACGUCUUCAAAAAAACAAACAGUCUACAGAUGGCAAUGUCUGUGCGUGGUCUGCACAGCGCAGACAGAAGAACCUGCGCAGAUCUUUUUUAGAAAAACAAACACCACCUUAUAGUUCUUGUGGUAUGCUUCAGAACUCACUUUCAAUUUAUUGUUGCACAAUUGGUGAUUGUUUUUCUGUUGAUUGGCAGUAUGUUUUACUUCUUUCCCAUUUUUUAGCAACUGUUUAUUAUUAUAUGCUUCUUUGAAUCUUUAUGAACAGCAAUCUUUGAUCCAUAUUCUAUUUGGAUUCUAAAACUAACAGGCUGUGAGGUUUUUGUUAGACUGUUCAGUACCAUAGGUGUGUGACUGUUUGUCAUUUGGAUCUGAAGAACGGUAUGGUACUAUAUGAGGCUUAAAGAGUCAGACACGAAUGAUAUGGAAGUUGGAAUCUUGAUUAAGUGACUGGUUUGGUUUAUAAGAGGAAACAAGAUGUCUUCUCAUCAAAUGCAGGGCAACAAAAGGACUAUAAAUGAUGCUGAAGGAAGAACACUACUAAAUUCUCUGAUCGAAACACCAUGUGCACCGGAAAACACUCCUAAAAGAAGAUGGAAAAAGAACUUCCUUGUUGCACACUCACAAGAUUCAACACCGAAAACAGCAUUAAAUGUCUCAGAAAAUUCCUCAACCAACGAAGAAGUGGUUCAUAAACAUCCCGACUUAUCCAUUCUUAAGCCUCCAUCAAGAUCCGAUGGUUUCAGAACGGGAAAUAAUGUUCUCGAUCUGCUAACCUCAACCAAUGAAGAAGUGGUUCAUAAACAUCCCGACUUAUCCAUCCUUAAGCCUCCAUCAAGAUCCGAUGGUUUCAGAACGGGAAAUAAUGUUCUCGAUCUGCUAAAAAUGACAUCAUCAAUGUUGAUUUCGAAAAUCAAAGAGGGGGCGGUGGAUGCUAAUGAAAUGAUUGAUAUAUCAUCAAAAUCAUUCGAAUACCUGGAUUCAAUUGGUGCCGAUUACACGCCAGUGUACAAUGCGGUCCUUUCUGUAAUCCGUCACCACGUUGAGAAAGAGUCUCUAGCCAAACGAAGACCACAUCGUGCUUUCGAUACAAAAGCCGCGUACGACCAUGCGGCCUUAGAGUUCUCCGAGGCCGAAGAAAGAUACAAUGCGGUUACCAAGGAGCUUAAAGAUGCCGAACAUGAUACCGAUGGAAGUAUAGCUCGCCUUAACGAUCUACAUGAUGAAAUAAAGAAGGCAGAAGAGGAAAAAGAGAAAAACGAGGCCAAACUUGCUGCUGUACAAGCGGUUAAAGUUACUACUGACGAGGUUUAUUCCAAGGCAAAAUCAACGCUCGAGAAAACAGCGCCGAAUUUGUGUGAGGCGCAGAUGGCCGUCGAUGAUUAUGAAAGGCGAAGGAAAGAAACCAAGGAUGGAUUGGAUCAUGCCAUGAAGGAAUUAUUGAGGCUUAAGGACAGUUUAUAAAACCAAGUAUAGUUUCACAAUUGGUGUUUGUUUAUAUGUUGGUAUGUUUCAUUAAUGUUUUUUCUUACACAAUAAGUGUUUAUAUACUCUUA